Salmo salar (Atlantic salmon) is the source of this 614-nucleotide messenger RNA. It is a transcript of the gene ly97.3, whose product is annotated as lymphocyte antigen 97, tandem duplicate 3. Lineage: Eukaryota; Metazoa; Chordata; Actinopteri; Salmoniformes; Salmonidae. The record is from RefSeq and is a predicted model, not a curated record.
CUACACCCACCUCUCGUAGAGAGCCGUGACACAUCCUGAGUAGAGACCAAAGGUAGGCUAUAAAAGGAGAAGGCUUAAUGUUUAGCAACACAUUUAUCAGCACAGCGUCAGAGAGGUUGACACAUCGUCAGCGAGAUGAAGAUGGUGAUAUUGGCUGUGGCUCUAGCCCUGGUGUUGGCUAGCGGUGAAGCAUUGGAUUGUCUGCGCUGUGUGCCAGCUAAGGCAGGAGCAGACUGUGAGGUGACAGUAGAAACAUGUCCACCCGAGAAGGACGGCUGUGCGGCCGCCAAGUUCUUCAGAGCACCAUUUGGCCAUUUCCAGAGAUGCAUGGACAUGUCUGGCUGUAAGCAGUUCCAAACCAACGCUAACAUCAACAUGAAGUGUUGUGACACUGACAAGUGCAACACAUUCUAGACCUUCUGCUGUGUGUCAGCAUUGGCCAGCUACUCUGAGACUACUCUGCCGUGUGUCAGCAUUGGUUGAAUCAACGUUGAACCAACGUGGAUUAAACAUUGAAUUGACGUAUGUGCCCAGUUGGGAUCCUACCAUCACGUCAACAUUCUAAUUUAUCAACAAUUAUAUUGACUUAAAAUAAACCAAACUUUUGAAACGCU